CAUUCAGUGUGAAGAAGGCUUUUCUUUAGAAUCACAGCCACUCACACUGUGUGGUUCACUCGGGUCUUUGGAUUGAGGUUUCUCUUUGACUUUUUAAGAAGAAGGAAAGUUUGUCGUUGUUUUCAUGCUCCGGCAGAGCAUCAGCGAAGAGAAGCAGCCUGGGGUCAGUGUUUACAACUUUUAAAAUCAGCUGAUUGUGGAUUUGAUCUGGAGCGUUGGGAGGAGCUGCAGCCAGAUGCAGACAGGUGAUGGAUGUCAGAGGGGAUCAAGGCCGAGGUUUCGGAAGAAAACGUCCUCCUUCCCUCUUCCCUCUCCUGACGGCUGGUCCCUCAGAGGGAAGAAGAGGAAGCAGGCCAGCAGAGAUGCAGACUCCCUCAGCCUCUGCAGUCUGGACAUCAAUGAGCCGAGCACAAAGCGCAGUAAGCUUGUAUCAAGGGUGACGUCUCUCGCCAACCUGCUGCCGCCCGUGAAGACUGUACCACUGAAGAGGAUUGGUCAGACACUGCAGCGCUCCAUUAGUUUUCGUAAUGAGACCCAGACGGAGAGAACCCCGGCUAAUCCUCCUCCCUCCUCCUCGUCUGUAUUAAAGACGCGCACUUUCCCAGUCACGGUCUCCAGCUCCUGCUCCUCCAUGACUGCAACACGGGUUUCCACAGUGACGGCUCCAUCCUCCAAACGCCGGGACAGCAAGCUCUGGAGCGAGACAUUCGACGUCCAUCUGGGAGCGACGCAACCUCUGAGCUCGAAGGAGAUCAAACGACAGGAGGCCAUAUUUGAGCUAGCUCAGGGUGAGCAAGACCUGGUGGAGGAUCUUAAAUUGGCGAAGAAGGCUUACCAUGACCCAAUGCUGAAGCUGUCAAUCAUGACAGAGCAGGAACUGAACCAGAUCUUUGGCACUCUGGACUCUCUGAUACCGCUGCAUGAAGACCUCCUGAGUCGCCUUCAAGACGCCAGAAAACCUGACGGCUCCACAGAACACUGACACAUCCUGACCGACUGCUGCCCUGCCAUCUCCUCCUACACUCCGUACUGCAGUAACCAGGGGAAGGCCAAGGCCCUGUUGGACCAGAAAAAAGCAGGACCGCCGGGUCCAGACGUCUUGCAGCGCUUGUCUCCGUCCCCUUUCAGCAGGAAGCUGGACCUGUGGAACUUUCUGGACAUCCCUCGCAGCCGACUGGUGAAGUACCCACUGCUGCUCAGGGAGAUACUGAAGCACACACCCAACGACCACCCGGACCGACAGCUCCUGGACGAAGCGAUGCUGGUGGUUCAGAGCGUGGUGGCGGACAUCAACAGGCGGACGGGGGAGUCAGAGUGUCAGUACUACAAGGAACAGGUUGUUGUACUCAAGUAUGCUCACAGGGACGAACUCAUCGACCGAUCCAGGACGCUCAGCUGCCGCGGAGAGCUGAAGAACAACAGAGGACUCAAGCUCCACGUGUUUCUGUUUCAGGACGUCUUGGUCAUUACCAGGUCGCUCUCUCUGAACGAUCAUCCCGUCAGCUACAGCUCUGCCGACAAGCCGAUCCCCAUCCGGCAGCUGGACCUGGAGGACCUAUCAGAUGGAGAGAUGAGAGUGGGCGGGUCCAUCAGAGGAGCGUUCAGCAACAAUGAGCGGACUAAGAACUUUUUCCGGGUUUCGUUCCGAUCAGGCGGUCAGCUGCAGAGUCAUUGCUUCCAGGCCAGCGACGCCUUCAACAAACAACAAUGGAUCAACUGCAUCAGACAAGCCAAAGAAGCUGCAGCGCUGACGGGAGAGCAGCCGACACAGACCGAACAGUGUGUGGAGGCAGGGCCGGGCGGACAGAUAGGGCCGCUGGGGGAGACGGAGCUGAGACUCUGCAGAGGUUCAGAGCUAGAGCGUCAGAAGGGAAACUGGGGGGAGGUGGAGUCAGGGCUGGGUUUACAAGGAGAGGAUGGUGUGAGCGGAGAGAAAGAUCUGAGUUUGGGUGAAGGGAUGGAGGUGAGUUUGAGUCCAGACACAGAGACAGAGGAGGCAGAGUUGGGUGUAGAGAUGGAGACAGUGCAGGUAGUCAAAGGAGAGACAGCUGCAGAGCAAGAAGCUGGGGAAAACCUGAAGGUGGAUGAAGGAAGAACAGUGGAGGAAGGAGAGGUUCUUAGCUGCGGUGGCAGUGAUAAUCCCUUCUCUCUCCCCGUCCCCGCCCUCCCCCUCCAAGAGGAGCAGAAGCGUGCUGAGGAGGAGGAGGAGGAGGAGGAGUUUGGCAUGGAAACGGGCGAGGUUGACUCCCUGCAGAGCGAGGAGGAGCUGAGCUUCAGGUGCUGAUGUUUGCACCAAUCAAACAAUAAUGACACACUGAGGGACCGCCACUGCAGCCAAUCGAAUCAAAGACUAGAUGAUGAUGUCAUCGACGGGUAGAGUUAAAGGAUAUCAGUGAUCAGGAAAAAGUGUAGAAGAAAACUAACUGAUGUUUGUGCAUAAAGAUAAAGAUGGACAACAUGUGUCCACCUCCUUCCUUUGGACAAAAGCAAAGCCAAAUACAUUGGAGUGGCACUUGUGACAUAAUUUUUCAGGCCACAGUCUGUGAAUUGAAGCUAACCAGGACACACAUUUAACAUAAGAUUGAACUGCAAAGAUCCCUCAGGCCCAACACUCAUGGUUCUAGAAAGUUCAAUGACUCGUGUUGACAAAGCUGUCAAUCAUAAUGCCACAUCCCCUCUUUAAGAAUUAAAUGAAAAUAUUAAAACCAAACUGUUUCGCAAAAUAAGCAUAGGCGUAAGUCAGUAUGAUAAGAACUAACUGUAGUGACAAAACCAUGAUUGAGAAACAUUUAUUUCACGUGUAGUUUGAUUUAAAAGUUGAACCCAUGUCCCAUCUGUUAACAUGGAGAGGCAGGGUUUUUGGUCCACACUGCAACCAGCCAGUAGGGGGAGCUCCAAACGCUUUGGUUCCAUUUAUGUGGAGCUGACUUGUCGUCCAUCUUUUAUGCUCUUCGUGGUUCCCGGAACACUGUUACUGCUGUUCUAGAAUGCUUCAAAGCAAGCAUUCUAGAACAUGCUUUAUUAAUAGAAUUUGAUGCUGUUUUCAAAGACGUUAUAAGGUAUUCAUAUGCGUACAAAACAAGAACAUCAAUUCUGAUUUACAUGCUUCCCUCUGAAUGAUCAUUUUGACAAAACAGCAGCUUCCAACCAUAGACUGUAAAUUAAAAUGGACAGCGUUGCUCCGCCUGUUCCCGUUGUACGUCCUGAAGCCAAAAAAUCCUGCUUCAGGGCGCCGCCAUUGU
Molecule: messenger RNA, 3242 nt
Organism: Notolabrus celidotus (New Zealand spotty)
Lineage: Eukaryota; Metazoa; Chordata; Actinopteri; Labriformes; Labridae
Gene: arhgef3
Product: Rho guanine nucleotide exchange factor (GEF) 3
Biological process (GO): positive regulation of Rho protein signal transduction; intracellular signal transduction
Molecular function (GO): guanyl-nucleotide exchange factor activity
Source: RefSeq, a predicted model, not a curated record